Choloepus didactylus (southern two-toed sloth) is the source of this 5039-nucleotide messenger RNA. It is a transcript of the gene TSPAN11, whose product is annotated as tetraspanin 11. The transcript has 6 exons. Bases 1 to 750 code for a protein of 249 amino acids. Gene Ontology annotation, cellular component: membrane. Lineage: Eukaryota; Metazoa; Chordata; Mammalia; Pilosa; Megalonychidae. The record is from RefSeq and is a predicted model, not a curated record.
AUGCUUAAGAAGCGCGCCGUGCGCCGCGGGCGCGCAGUGACCGGCCCCUGCCCUAACCGCGCCCCUCUGCAGGUGGGGGGCGCCGCCGUCAUGGCCGUGGGCGUCUGGACCCUGGUGGAGAAGAGCGGCUACCUGAGCGUCCUGGCCUCCAGCACCUUCGCGGCCUCGGCCUACAUCCUCAUCUUCGCGGGCGCGCUCGUCAUGGCGACCGGUUUCCUGGGCUUCGCCGCCAUCAUCCGCGAGCAGAAGAGCUGUCUUUCCACCUACUUCUGCCUGCUGCUCGUGAUCUUCCUCGUUGAGCUGGUGGCGGGAGUCCUGGCCCACGUGUACUACCAGAGGCUGAGUGACGAACUGAAGCAGCACUUGAACCGGACCCUGACGGAGAAGUACGGGCAGCCCAGAGCGACGGAGGUCACAACCUCGGUGGACCGUCUGCAGCAGGACUUCAAGUGCUGCGGGAGCAACAGCUCGGCCGACUGGCAGCACAGCGCCUACAUCCUGUCACGGGAGGCCGAGGGCCGGUGGGUCCCCGACAGCUGCUGCAAGACCGUGGUGGCCCGCUGCGGCCAGCGAGCCCACCCCUCCAACAUCUACAAGGUGGAGGGAGGCUGCAUCACCAAGUUGGAGCAGUUCCUGGCCGACCACCUGCUGCUCAUGGGGGCGGUGGGCAUCGGGGUGGCCUGCCUGCAGAUCUGCGGGAUGGUCCUUACCUGCUGCCUGCACCAGAGGCUCCAGCUGCAAUUUUACUAAUGAUCCACCACUCCCCACUCCGCCACCUCUCACCAGGACUCAUGCCCACAUCCCACGUGCCAGCCCUGCACAGUCAUCCUUGGCUCAACUGGGAGCAUAGACCCCCCCCCCAUACCCUGUGCCCAGCCCCCGAGAACCCACAGAAGUGCCUAAGACCACGGCUCCUGCUCUACCUACCCAGGCCAGGGCCUCUCAGGGCCCUUCCCUCCACUUCUGAGUGCUCACUGCCAAAAACCUUGGGCCCUCCUGGCCCCCUGCACUGGGAUCCAGCUCUCCCUCCUCCGGGAUGCAGCCCCUCCUGUGCUCCACAGCCCUCGUCUUGCCUCUGCGCAGGCGUGGUAGGCACUGCUUUUUUCCCCUCUGGGAAAUGCACCAGGGUGGGGCGGUUAGGGCUGGCUCUGCCCGCAUCCACCCACCCCCAACCAUGCUGUCUCACCUGGAAGCCGAGUCCCAGUCCCGGCAGCCUUGUUCCUUCCUGCAGGGCCUGGGGUUGGGUAGCCACAGGCUGGGUGGAGCUGCCAGGGCGGGUAGGCAGGGAGCAGGAUGCAGGUGAGCUGGCUACAGCCAAACCUGCUGCAGCAGGCCCAGAGCCCAGCGGCCUUCCCAGGAGGAAGGUCCCCUGGGGGGCAAUGGCCCCAAGCCCCAGCCUCUGGAUGUGGCAGUUUAAUACUUGCAUUUUAACACUGACUUGUCAUGUGUCCCUUCAGGGAUCUCCUGUAAGUGUCAGAUUUUUAAAACCACCUUCAGCUCUUAGUGGGUAUAAAAAUGCUCUCGACUGAGACCAAAUCUCAGAGCCUACAAAGUAGAAGCCAUUAAGGAGCUCUGAGUAUAGGAAUCUCUGCCAGAUCUGUUUUUCCUGGGGUCCCCUCAGCGGACCAUGUGGGCAGCACCCCCAGUCCCCCAUGGAGCCUCACUUGGCUCCCCCCACCCCUGUCCCUGAGUGAAUACAGCCUUUUUCUUUGCUCCUUCGCCACUGAAUUAGGCAGUGAAUUUGAGGAAGAAUGUUCCCAAAAAACAAGGGAGAACAAAAGGAAAAUCUUUCUAGAAAAUAGAACGUAGGUGCUGGCAGUUUUCCUGGGAACAGGUAUCAGCUCUUAUGAGUGGGCAGCAACUGCACGCCUGGCUUCCGUACCCCUAGUUCCUGUGCUUCUCCCCGGGACUGGGACCCUCUGACUUCCCACCGCAUGAAAGGGUGUCACCUUGUCAUGCUAGGACCAAGGCCACAAAAGGUCCAACCUUGAGCUAGCUCACGUCUGAGGAUCCCAGCUCUCGCUGCCCUGGGUCCAUCCUGGUGAGGCUGCUCUCCCUCCCUUCUGGAGCUGCUGCCUGGCCGCCCCACGCUGCCUGCCGCCAACCUUAGCCUUGAACUUUACAGAAACGACAUCCUCAGAACAGGAAUCACCCUCGUGGACAGAGGGAAGACCAGUAUCCUGUCCUGGGAGAUUCUCCAGGGGCUAUUUGGAACCUGGGUUGGUUUAUCUUCCCUGCCCUGAAGGCCCUGGGGUUGCCAAUACAAGUUCCCUAAGAAGGGAGGCCGGCGUUCCUAGCAACCACAGACUGCUCCAAGGCCAAAAGAAAUGGUUUUGUGAUUAACUUUGCUACCCUCCAACUUCCUGGGAUUCGUGCAGAUAAUCAAAAACAAACAACAACAACAACAAAAAGACACACAAAAAAUGCCUGACUCCCAAGCUCCCCAAAGGGCUAGAUCAGACCCUCAGGUUUCACAGAGGGAAGGCUGAAAAAGAGGGCCUGCUGGAUUUGAGCUAGGAUCUUCUGCCACGGCCCCUCAGGGGCUGGGGGCAGAGGGAUGCUGAGGCCGUGUACAUGGCUGCCCCCGGUGGGUUCCUUUCAUUCUUCCCCCAGGUCAGCUGGGCUUGUGGAGAUGGGAGACAGCGGAUGAUAGACCUGAGAUAAAAAUCCUCUCUGCUCCAGGUGGCUUUUGCACAGCCUUGUCCCUGGGGGGAAAAGCCCAGGAGAGCCUGGCUCAUCUGCCCCAGCCCCACAAAUUGGAUCCCGCUGGCCUGACCAACCACAGUAUUAGCCAUGAUUCCUGCCCUGGGCAUCGCUGGUCCACCCUGCGGAGGGUGAGAGGACAGCUCAGAGGGGAAACGUGACCUCCUGUGAGACUGACAGCCUGGGACGUAAGACAGGGUCAAAGGAAACCAAGGCCCGGGACAGGGCAGAGUUCCGCCGAGGGGCACACAGAAGUUUGGCACCCAGAGCCAAGGCUGUAGCUGCCGGUGAGGGGUGCCUGGGGCUGGCGCAGUCAUUAGUCCCUCUGGCAGAGGGAAGGACGCUCCUGUUGAAAGUCACCAUCAAUCCCGGCACCCGAGAAGAAGCUGGCAUUUGAGGGAGCUCUGAAAUCACCCAGUGCCUGGACUUCCCUACAGCUCGGCCAGCAUGUCCUCACCCUGAACACAGCAGGCUGCCCUCCCGGCCCCUCAGCUCACAGGGCAGUCACCCAGCGAGAUGGCACAACCCCUGAGCCCCCAGAUGACCUUUGUCUGGGGAGAUGUGGAGACAAGACCAGAGGGGCUGGGCUGGAACCCCCUCCCCACAGCAUCCCACAGUUCUUCAUCUCUGUGUAAUAAGCUGUCAGGCUGACAUGCAGGAACACAGUGCCCCUUGGGGGGCACUGUUGAAUGCAGAGCCUUGGCACCCCAUCCCGGGUUGGCUGAGCCAUUCGUCACAGCCUCAGCGUCGGAGAGAAGACUGGCUUCUUUCAGGCUGGCAGCCAGGCCUCCUGGCUCAGUAGCUCUGGCUGCCAGCAGGAGCCCGAGGGCCCACAGCUCACAACCACGGCCCAGCCAUCAUCUCAGGUGCUGAUGCCAAUGUGCCCUUCCCCAGCAAUGCCUGGAGGGACAGCGGGGCCGUUACUCAGCUUUCAGGGCCUUCAAGCCAGGGCUGACCCUCACUCCAGGUGGGCAUCAUUGUCUGGGGCCUGGGAGCCGGUGAGGGAGCAGAAGAGCCGAGGGUCCUAUCCACACAGUGCCAGCCUGGGCAGGGAGGAGGGCGCCCUGGGUGGGUGCUGCCAACCACCUCCCCUUCAGUGGAAGCCCCUGGCUGCACUCUUUCCCCUCACCUGCACUGAGCACCUGCUGUUGGUUUCUGUCUCAGGGAGCUCAUGGUCUGGAAUCCCAUGCAGCCCCCCACUCUCACACACAGCCAGAGGCGUCUAGAUCUGAGGCUCCGAGGAGGGGCAGGGGUGACUGAGCAGUAUGCAGUGCCCCCAGGACUUCCUGCCCAGAACCACAGUUUUCGAUCUUGUUCUCUGCUGCUCUGGGUCCAUCUUCAGAGUUCUGAGUUGGUGGAAGUGGCUUGGAGCUGUCUCUUUCUCUACCACCCACCCCAUGGUCAGCCUUAAAAGCCUCCUCUACUUAGGGCCACUUCAGGCCAGAAGAAAGCUGCUUCUGGGCCAGCCGUUUGUAUCACCGCUGGGUGGCGCUCACAGCUGCCGAGGACGCUACUUUCUAAUCAGCAGCGUUUCUAAUUGGGGGGAGGGGGUACCUAAUAAGUUCCCGGAUGCUGCUGGCCCUGAACCCCACUUGAAGGACCACACCCCAAAGUCGGACACUGUGCCCCCUUCCCUUGUAGCUCAUGGCCCUUGGGGGUACAGUGUCCCUUGGGCUGUCUAGCUUGAGCUCCACCUGCAGCAGCAUAUGGGAUCAGCAACCCCCGGGAUUCACGGUGAAAGGGUGGGUGAGGCGUAGUCCUUUGCCAGUCUCAACAGUUCUCAGAUGACAGGAAAGUGCCUCUGGUGCUAGGUGGUCCCCGCAGCUCCUGCCCUGCCCUGAGGCUCUGCCAAGGGGACUGUGACCUUGGCUGGGUCCUCUUCCUGGAAGGGGACAGGUUAUACACCCCCCCACCCCAGCCCCGAUUCCCAAUACCAUCUCUGUGUCUUGGGAGAGCUCCUGUAUUCUGAUGCAGCACAGCACCCAGCCCUGGGCGCCCAGCCCGCGGAGCCUGCCUUGUGCCCCCACCCCCUCCUCAAAGGAGAAGGAUGCCUGGGGGGGCCAGCCCUCCCCCUCUUGCUUAUGUACCCGAGACCCCCCUGUAACAAGUGCCAGUGAGAAUUCCAGGCAACCCAGUGUUAGUGAGGCCAGAUGGGACCCUGGAACGAGCUGGCCCCUGGAUAUGAGUCAAAACAAUAUUCUAGAAAUAACAAAGUUGCCUUAACCUACUGCAGAUAGAGAAAUUGUUCUAGUUGUGAAUAUGCCCCUCUCCAUAACCAAAGCCAGUGUGAGCCCAGCUUCCUGUGCUAGGGGGCAUGAUAAUAAAGGAAUUGUAUC